GUUUCUCACAGCUCCAUCGGCAGGGAAACACACCCGUCAGCAGCGCGCAGCGGAGACAAAAAAGAGCGCAUCACGGACAAAGGGAAUAUGGGCGCGCUGGAAAGGAUUCACCUGGGCUUGGCAACGCAAUGGAUGAGCCGCUCGUGUUCGGUUCAGCGGGACACCAAUUAGCCCACCUUAAUGAGGUGCUGGGACGCGAGGUACUGCAAGCUAAAAAGGCGGAAGGAAGGCAGCGUUUAAUCCAUCUGCGGAUCCUAUGAGCUUGCGAUGGCUUUGGCGGGCAUAUGCAACCGGAUAGGGGAUAAUGUGCCUUUUUAUUUUCUUACAUUGCUUUUAUUUUGUGGCCUUUCGUUUGGACAGUUAAGAUAUUCAAUAACAGAAGAGCAAGAAAAUGGGGCACUGGUCGGUGAUCUGGCGCAUGACUUGGGGCUGGAUAUUCGAAAGCUCCCUAGCAGAAAGAUGAGGAUAACCUCCAGUAGCGGGAGGCGCUACGUGAUUGUCAACUCUAAAACCGGUAAACUGCUCGUCAAUGAGAGGAUUGACAGAGAGUCUCUGUGUGACACUAUGAACACCUGCUUGAUUAAUCUGGAGGUGAUGUUUGAAAACCCCACAGAGGUGCAUCAUAUUGAGGUAGAGGUCUUGGAUGCCAACGACAAUGCGCCACAGUUCCCCAAGGAUGAAUACCAAUUGGAAGUCAUAGAGUCUGCUUCACCGGGCUCUAGAUACCAAAUUGAACAUGCUCUGGAUCCAGAUACUGGGUCCAAUGCAGUCCGUAUGUAUCAACUUAGCACAAACGACCAUUUUGCGCUGGUAUCCAACAAACCCUCCCUGAACACAAAGCACAUUGAGCUCGUGCUCAAAAAGCCUCUUGAUCGUGAACAAACGCCUUAUCACCAAUUAAUUUUAAGUGCUGUAGACGGUGGCACGCCAGAGAAGACUGGUACUGCUAAAAUCAAUGUGCGAGUGUUGGACUCUAAUGAUAAUCCUCCCAAGUUUGACAACUCUGUGUACAAAGUAAAGCUGUUGGAAAACUCUCCCAAAGACACACUGGUAAUCAAACUGAAUGCAACUGACCUGGAUGAGGGCACAAACUCUGAAGUGUAUUACUCUUUCAGCAGUUACACUCCAGAGAGAGUCCGGCAGAUGUUUAGCAUGGACACUCACACAGGAGAAAUACGAGUGAGAAGUAACGUGGACUAUGAAGAGACCAACUCCUAUGAGAUGUACAUCCAAGCUAUGGAUAAAGGCCCUGGGGCAGUGGCAGCCCACUGUAAGGUGGUGGUGGAGGUAGUGGAUGUGAAUGACAACGUCCCUCAGAUAGUUCUGUCCUCCCUGUCCAGUCCUGUGAGGGAAGAUGCCCGUGCAGACACUGUUGUGGCUCUCAUUAGUGUUACAGACCGAGACUCUGGCUCUAACAAACAGGUGAGCCUAGAGAUCCCAGCAGGCCUUCCUUUCAAGAUUAAGUCAUUCAGAAAUUACUACACUCUGGUUACCUCAGCCUUCCUGGACCGCGAGACCAAGGAUGCCUACAAUGUCACUCUGAGUGCCACGGACGGAGGAAACCCUCCCCUUUCCUCUCAGAAGACCAUACAGGUGGACGUGGCCGAUGUAAAUGACAACCCGCCCAGGUUUGAGCAGACUUCUUACACUGUCUAUGUGACUGAGAAUAAUGCCGCUGGGGCCUCUCUGUGUACUGUUAAAGCUCAAGACGCUGACAUAAAGGAGAAUGCUCGUAUCACCUACACAGUGCUCAAUGACAACAAUCAUGGCAUCCCUGUCACCUCCUAUGUGUCUGUCAAGGCCGAUACAGGCGAGGCUUACGCCUUGCGAGGCUUUGAUUAUGAGUCACUGCGAGAGUUUCAUUUCCAGGUCAAAGCCCAAGAUGGGGGCAUUCCUCCACUCUACCGCAUCGCCACCGUCUACAUCUACAUCAUGGAUCAGAAUGACCACGCACCACUGAUAGUUUCACCUGCGGGGAAUGGGACACGCUCCCAGGAGACGGUACAGAAGAAUGCAGAUCCUGGUGCCUUGGUGACCAAAGUGGUGGCCUAUGAUGCGGACGCAGGUCCGAAUGCCUGGCUGGUGUAUGUGCUCCAGACAGCCACAGACAUGGACCUGUUCAAAGUGCAUGAGCACACAGGGGAGAUCCGGACCACCAGGCGCAUCCUGGAAGACAACUCCACCUCAUUUGCUCUGACUGUUAUUGUUAAAGACCAUGGCCAGCCUCCUCUCACCUCCACUGCCACCAUCAAUGUGGCAGUCAUGGAAGUGCCCCCCAAAGUGGCCCCUGACCCCAAAAGGAUCAUCCGCCCUCACAGCACGCUGCUCUUCUCCAAUGUCACUCUCUACCUGAUUGUGGCGCUAAGUGCCACCACCUUUGUUUUCCUGGUGACUGUUGUGGUUCUGGCCAUCGUCCGCUGUCACGCCUACUGCUCUCAGCCAGGGUCCUGCUCCACAUGCUGUGGCUCACAAAAACCCCCUCCAGAUGGAGGCAGCAGCAGUGUGAGUGCAGGUGCUGCAGGUGCAACUGGUGGACAACCCAAUAACAAUGUGGUGUUGAGAAGAGACCUAAAAGUGGAGCCUCACUACAUUGAAGUGCGAGGAAAUGGCUCGCUCACAAAGACUUACUGCUACAAAACUUGCCUGACUGCCACCUCUGGCAGUGACACAUUCAUGUUCUACAACACGGGACGUCCCAUUAGUGGCACCUGGGGAAGUGGUGCAGAGCGCUUCUUCACCAGUGGAAGUGGAUUUGUACGCAGACUGAGCAUGCCCGAUGCCUCACUGCAGCUCUGCCCUGAGCCAAAAGCACCCAAUGCUGACUGGCGAUAUUCUGCAUCUUUGAGGGCAGGGGUGCAGACUAGCUCAGUCCACAUGGAGGAGUCGGGAGCAGUGAUGCAGGGAGCCCAGGGGAUGCUGGUCCAGAACUGGCCCACUGUCUCCAGCGCUGCAGAUGGAGAGGGCGGUGGAGAGCUGUCUCCCCCAGUGGGCGCUGGAGUGAAUAGCAACAGCUGGCACUUCAGAUACGGAGCAUCGGGCCAAGGCUACGUGCCCGCCCCCCAGCCUCUGAAGCCCGGAGAGAUCCCGCCCGAAGCGUUCAUUAUCCCAGGAUCGCCGGCCAUUAUCUCCAUUCGCCAUGAUGCCGGACCUGUGGAUGACAAGGGAGACUUCAUCAGCUUUGGCAAGAAGGAUGAGGCCAAGAAGAAAAAGAAGAAGAAGAAAGACAAGAAGGACAAGAAGGAUAAGGGCAAGGAUGACGGGGGGGACGACUAGGGGUUAAUAAUAACUAAACAAAUACAGAGCUACCAACAAACUUCCGUCCCUAUUACUGAGCCAGACCCAAGCCAAAUGCACACUAUCAAAAGUAUGGGAGCCUCUUUGCACCAGAUUUUUGCAUAGACGCUGUACAGUGGGCAAACUCUCAUUCGACCAAGUUUGGCUCCUCACACUAUGCGAACAAAUCCUACUCGGCUCAUUUGGCCCUGACUUUGCCCUCAAAUGUUUUCAGGUAAAUAUAAAAUGGUUGGACCAAAUUCAAACAGAAAGGAUAGUAUUGGAUGAGAAGAGCCUUUCUGUGAUUGUGCUGCCCCUUUGUAUAAUGCCACACCUACAGAGGUGUCAUAUUUGUAUUGAGAGCACUAUAAGCUGUUGACGUUGGCAUCUCUGUCUUUAUGCAGCCCCCUCCUUUUGCACUUGCAAAAGAACAAUGUAAAAAUAAUGAAACAGAUGCUUUUGUCUUUGCAUUUCGGAGGCCUUGUAGAAAUUCAGAAAAGUGGUCUUUUUUAUAAAAAUAAGAAAAACCAGUAAAAAGUGCAUCACAAGAUUAGCACCUUUGAUUCCAAUGAGAGCAACAGUACAGGACCACGUUUUCAACAAGCUCUGUUUCAGUGUAACAUAGCACAUCGCAGAGGCUCAGGUCAGGGUUGCACCAACUAUGAGCAAGUUUGUUCCCAGGUUAGGGCAAGUAGUGGCUUCAAUGGAGGUUAGUGAGUUAUAACUUUAAACAAUAGUAAAAAGUAAUGUUACAAAUAUAGUUAGAUAAAUAACAGGAGACGUAGCCAAUUCAGUGCAACACUGUGCUAAUGGGUACAAACCACAAAGGCUUGUGAUCUAAAAUGGUGGAAUUGGAAAUAUUACUACUGGAAUUGGAAAUGUUGUUAUUGGACUAAAUAAAUCACUGUAUUUUCAAGGACUAAACGAGCAUGCAUGCUGAAGUCCUUCGUAAACCUAAUAUACUUUUCAGCUAACCAGCAUUAUAAACACCAAAAUGUAUAAAAGGUGCAUUUAAAUGCAAACUUUGAUUUAAAAAAAUGUGUAUUAGUAUUUCACCGGAAAUGGUUAGCAAUUAUAUAAAGUAUAUGUAAUUUGUAUAAAAACUUCAAAAAUCACUUUUGUGGUUCUAUAAGUUUAAAUAUUCAACAAACAAAUAUACCCUAAAAGAGAAAAAAAGAGAAAAAAAAAAUCUGCUUUAUGGUUAGUGAUUGCAAUUCUGUGACUCUGUAUCAUUUGCACUUGCUUUUGCUUGCUUAAAUAUUUAGUUGUUAUUUAAGGUUGCUUUCGUGUUGCUAUGCUUGUGCUUUAGCAAUACGUGAUUGGAUUACAUGCGAUAGGGACUAUGGAAUUUAAACUUAGGGAACCUAAACAUGCAGCUGAUGCAACCGGCCCGCGACCUUUGCCCCCUUCUGGUGAAGUCAAGGGGGCACAGGGUCACGAACCCACUGUGUAUCAGCACAGACAAACACAAACAAACACCUGCUUCUGGCUUGUACAUGAAUAGCCUAUUACACACACACUACAACCAUACAACACAAUGAGAAAGAAUGAUGCUCAGCACCAUCCUUACUACGAGAGUGUACAAAAUGGCUGAAAAUGUUUUUUGGAGCCUGAUCCCUCUAUACUUCUGUCUCUGAAUGUUAUAGUUGUUCUUCGAUUUCCUGCAACAUUCGCACCGACCGCUUCAGCGCUUGUAGGAUGUCCUCCUGUUUCUUCACAUCAACACAGUUUCUGAAAGUCGUAAAAUAUAUAAAAAGAAAACUCACUCUUGGCAAGGCGCUGUUCUUUGCUUUACACAAACACAGAUGACAGUUGUGGCGUCUCUAUGGGUGAUGUUGUGAGGACAUGUGACAGGUUAGCAACACUUUGGUGGAUGCAAAGAGACAAGACAAAGGAGGGUGGUAAGAUCGCUCUACAAAUAAGGAAUAGAAAAAAGAAAUUUGAGUCAGACUCGAGUGAGGUAUCUGUUUUGGGAAAGAAAAACAUCUAAAUAGCAAGAAAAUGUUGUCUAUAUGGAAAAUUGACUGUAUUGCAAUAGUGACCCCCAGUAUGGAGUGUAUGUUAUGUUAUAGGGAGUGGCAUGGUAGAAAAAGUGUCCAAUCUUUCCCUUCUGUGUUCCUUGCUUUCUUGGUGCCAUUAACGUCAGCAGUCACAAUGGUCCCUGCCCAGGUGUAACUUAACUUCUGUGCUGUCACAUCACCAAGUGGCUGUUUGCAUGUUCUUAAAGCAAAGGAAACCGAAUACUAUAUAGAUAAUAUAUAUAUACAAGAUAUGUUCUUUCUUUUUCAACUGGGAAAUGCGUAUUGGAAUUACAUAUACCUCUGAUACCAGUUCUCAAAAACAACACAACCAUUGUACAAACGGUCCAUGCAUACAUAUAUACAGUAAAUUGUGGAAUAAAACUAAAAGAAACACAUUUUCUAUCCUGUUGAAAAUAAAACUUCUAGAUAUAUGAUAUUGUGUUAUGCUAUGAAAUGCCCUUUGCUUUUGUUUUAUGAUUUCGAACAACCCCAGUUCCAUUAACCUUGUGUUACGCUUUGAAAUGAUGGAACAAAUGAUAUUGUGAAAUCAAAUCACUUACUCGUUCUCCAUAUCUCUCCCUUACCCCGUAGAUUAUGUAAGCUGCAAAAGAAGAAAAUAAAAAAAACUCAAAAUGUAUAAAAUGCUUUAAAAAAAAUGCUGUUUGUGUAUUCUCUGCUUGUGUAUAGUGAAUGUUCCUCAGUCAUUGGGUGUGUCUGUGAGUGGCACAUCCCAUUCGACAGUGACAGUGCAAAUCUGUCCAAAGCAUCAUCUUUUGUACACCUGCUCAUCAUUGUAAAGGUGAUAGUAGUGGUUCUUUUUGAUUUACUCAAACUGGUAAUGUGUUUUGUUAAUAAGUCACAAAUAAAGUUUUUUUUUCUUAAAUAUCUCAUAA
Periophthalmus magnuspinnatus is the source of this 6187-nucleotide messenger RNA. It is a transcript of the gene pcdh2a39, whose product is annotated as protocadherin 2 alpha c. The record is from RefSeq and is a predicted model, not a curated record. Gene Ontology annotation, biological process: homophilic cell-cell adhesion. Gene Ontology annotation, molecular function: calcium ion binding. NCBI's taxonomy places the organism in Eukaryota, Metazoa, Chordata, Actinopteri, Gobiiformes, Gobiidae. Bases 268 to 3273 code for a protein of 1001 amino acids. The transcript is spliced from 4 exons. Gene Ontology annotation, cellular component: plasma membrane.